Salvelinus namaycush (lake trout) is the source of this 4646-nucleotide messenger RNA. Its product is annotated as tenascin-X-like. The transcript is spliced from 19 exons. Gene Ontology annotation, molecular function: protein binding. The coding region runs from base 1 to 4524 and encodes 1507 amino acids. The record is from RefSeq and is a predicted model, not a curated record. NCBI's taxonomy places the organism in Eukaryota, Metazoa, Chordata, Actinopteri, Salmoniformes, Salmonidae.
AUGCCUCUUUUCCCAUCCUUCCUCCUCCUGCUCCUCGCCUGCCCUGCCCUCCUGACCCCAUCAGGUUCCCAGAGCCUGCAGACUGGGGGUCAAAGGGCACCCAGGAACACAAAGCCAGAGGGUGGUGGGCAGCCAAUCAAAGUGGUUAUCUCUGAGGCAUGUGUUCAGGGGGACUCCAGUCAGAACCAGGGAAAGGAACUGGACCUUGAGCCUGGUUCCUCUCUAGUCCUUACCCAUCGGAUCCGACUGGUUCCGGGGUCGUGCGGAGGCGGGUGCGAAGCCGAGUUUGCUGCCCUGCGAGACCGUCUGGAGAGGCUGGAGAAGGAGGUGUCUGCCCUGAGGGAGAAGUGUGGAGGCCCAGAGGGGGGCUGCUGCACGUCCCAGCAGAGCAAAGGCGCUGAGUGCUCCAUGCAGCCGGAAGGAGACGAGUGUCCUAACGAGUGCAGUGACCAGGGACGCUGUGAGGACGGCAAGUGUGUCUGCUUCCCAGGGUUCAGUGGGCCAGACUGCAGUUUGUCUGACUGCCCCGGCAACUGCAAUGACAAGGGGAAGUGUGUGAACGGCCAGUGUGUGUGCGACCCAGGUUUCACAGGGCCAGACUGCUCUUCAGAGUCCUGUCCUGGUAACUGUAACAAUAAGGGGCGAUGUGAGAACGGCCAGUGUGUGUGCAACACUGGCCUCACAGGCCCUGACUGCUCCACCAAGGCAUGCCCUGGUAACUGUAACAAUAAGGGGCGAUGUGAGAACGGCCAGUGUGUGUGCAACAAUGGCUUCACAGGCCCUGACUGCUCCACCAAGGCAUGCCCUGGUAACUGUAACAAUAAGGGGCGAUGUGAGAAUGGCCAGUGUGUGUGCAACACUGGCUUCACAGGGCCCGACUGCUCCACCAAGGCAUGUCUUGGAAACUGCAAAAACAGGGGGAAGUGUGUGAAUGGCAAGUGUGUGUGUGAUAGCGGUUUUACAGGGCCAGACUGUUCUACCAAGUCCUGCCCUGGCAACUGCAGCAACCGUGGAAAGUGUGUGAACGGCCAGUGUGUCUGCGAUAUGGGCUUUACGGGGCCGGACUGUUCCGCCAAAGCAUGUCCCAAUAACUGCAGCAACAAGGGAAGGUGCGUGAACGGGAAGUGCGUGUGUGAAGUGGGCUUCACUGGGCAGGACUGCGCCGCUAAGGGCUGUCCCGAUAACUGCAGCAACAAAGGGCGCUGUGUGAAGGGGAGGUGUGUGUGUCGCCGUGGUUUCACCGCCCCGGACUGCAGCCAGUGUGAAGCUGGGUUCACUGGAGUUGACUGUGGCACCGUCAUGUCUGGUGUGUCCCAGCUCAACACCAAGGACGUCACUGAAUCCUCUGUCACCCUCUUCUGGACCCCACCUCCAGUCCAGUAUGACACCUACCACGUCACCUUCGCCAGCCAGAAAGAAGGCGAUCAGCAGAUAACAUCUCAAGUUGGAGGCAAGCUCACGGCAUACACCCAAACAGGCCUGGCGGCCGGGCAGGCGUACACAGUGACAAUCACUGGAGAAAUAGAUGGGAGAAUGGGCGCUGAGAGCACAGCAGAAUUCACCACUCUUAUCUCUGGUCCCACAAACCUUCAAGUUGUGAAGACAACCACAACAUCUGCAGUUGUCCAAUGGGAACAAUCACAAGGCGACAUCGACAGGUAUCGCUUAACUGUUACACCCAAUCAGACAGACGGAACAGCCAAGGGAAGACAAGACCUGACCCUGCCCCCUGAGAGGGACUCGGCCCAGAUUGACGGUUUGGACCCGGGACAUUUGUAUGACAUCACAUUAGUGGCUGAAAAAGGCGGGAUCAAGAGCAAGCCAACAACAGUCCAAGUCACUCCUGGAAAAUCCACAAAGACAAUAUCCAAGGUGACCAUGCCGGUAGCACCAGGAGUAGAAAGCCAUGAGGGAGACUCAGCAGGGAAUACAAAGCCUGUGAAGGACAUCUUCUACACGAAGGCCAAGGGUGAAGAACCAGAGAGGGUGAAGGAUUGGAGUGGACCAGGCUCUGUAACAGUCGAAGGCACCAAUGGAACCAAAGAGGACACAUCUGUUAGAACCAGUACAAGACCACUUGUCAACACAAACUACAGGGUUAUACCUAAAACAGGUGAUAGAAUAACCUUGCCCAGGAAACCAUACAUUGGAGGCUCUAUCCAUUUUAAUGGUACAAGAGUCGGCCAGGGUGGGAGGAGAGUGGGUCACAGUCUUCUGAAAAAGCCUACAAGCAGAAAUCCAUUGGAGGGGCCAAAGGUCAAGAAGACCUUGGAUACUGACUCUAAACCAGAAAAUCCCUUUGUUGGGGACAAGACUAUAGCCUUAACUGUGAAAGAAACUAACCUGGAGACAAGUCCUCUUGGAGAAAAAGAUGAAACUUUGACAAAGACAUAUCCUGUUGGAAUCCUUCCUGUAAAUGCCAUUCCAAGCUCUUGUUCUGAACAAACAGUGAUUCCUGGCUUAAAGGACCUACCCGAUAGAAAAAAAGAUACAGAGAUUGAAACAAAUGAGCCAGGGCCAGGGACAGAGGGUUUGGAGCAUACCACCACAUCAGAAAAAAAUACUAUGGUUCACCCGAAUGGGAAGAAAUGUGUCAACAAGGUUAAAUUGACACACAGGAAAAAAACCGCUAACGUGGGGUUGUUUGGAACCAAACAAAACAAGACAAAGACUCUGAGAACUCUGACACUGGGCAGCACACCACCCUUACGCCGUCUACCUCCAAAGGGGACCCAGCAACGCCGUCCACACCCAAAUAUGGGGGCAUUCCCAAACAGGACACGAACAAACCUGAUACCCCCUCAGCAUCCAUCAAGAGGCCCCAUACGCAGACCUUUCCCACCUAAACUGACAAACAGGGACAACGGCAUCAUCGUUCAAACCUCUCAACCAGGGGAGCAGGGCACCUACAGCACCAGCCAGAAUGACACAAACACAGACCUUAAGCCCAAAACUCUCCUCAGGAAAACAAAUGCCACAGCUGGUAAAAUAGCACGAGAUCAAACAUACAUAAGAAAUAACAGUAGCUUGAGCCAAAGGGGCCAAGAUUCAAAAACAGGCCAUCCUGACAAAGGUAGCCAAGUGAGUAAGAAUGCUGACUCAAGAGACAGCCCAAACCAGAUAAAUGGGUCAGAUGUCACUACUACUGGAAAAACAGGCCAGCCUCUAAACUCAGUGGGGGUUCAAAGCAUAACCUCAGGAGGGUUCAUACUCCUCUCUCCGGGGUCCUCCUAUGAGGUCAGUGUGAUAUCCGUCCUUGGACUGGACGAGAGCGAUGCAAUCAAAGACCUGGUUAUGACACUCCCUGACCCUCCAACGGAUCUCCAGGCCAUUAAUGUCACAGACACCAAGGCCUUGCUGCUAUGGCGACCAGCACUGGCAACGGUUGACCGUUACGUCAUAGUUUAUGGCUCUGAAAAAGGUUCAGAUGAUGUGAAGAUCACUGUGUCGGGCAACGCGGCCGAGCAGCAGCUGAAGGACCUGCAGGGCUCCACUAUGUACACCGUCACGGUCACCAGUCAGUUGGGCAACCUGGACGGCGCUCCCGCCAUCACCGUCUUCACCACCACCAGUGGAUCUGGGGGAGACGGGGAAGGCCCGCGUGACCUGAAGGCCAGUCAGGUGACUCCUCGCUCAGCGUUGCUGACGUGGAAACCACCCUCUGCCGCUGUGGGAAGCUACAAGCUGACCUAUCAGACGGAGGGACAGGAGAUGCAGGAGGUUACCAUUGACGCCACAGUAACAGAGUUCAAGUUGACCAGGCUGCAUCCUAUGUCCAAGUACACCGUGCAGCUACAGGGAGAGAGGGGAGGGAGCUAUACUGCUGCAAUUUCCACUGAGUUCACCACAGGGAAUCUCCGGUACCCCUUCCCAAGUGACUGUUCCCAGGAGCUGCUGAACGGGAUGCAUGAGUCUGGAGAGGUGGAGAUCUUCCCAAAGGGAAGGCAGGGAAAACCAGUGUUGGUCUACUGCGACCAGGUGACUGAUGGAGGCGGCUGGACGGUCUUCCAGAGAAGGAUGGAUGGGAAAACGGACUUCUUCCGAGAUUGGAAGAACUACAGCAAAGGAUUUGGAGAACUGAGUGGGGAAUUUUGGCUGGGUAAUGAGAACCUACACAAUCUAACCAGCAUGGCACCGAUGACCCUACGUGUGGACCUCCGUGCAGGGGACGAAUCCGUGUUUGCCAAGUACUCCACGUUCACGGUGGACACUGUUAGGAGGAACUACGCUCUCAAAGUGUCUGGGUACAGCGGUACAGCAGGUGACUCUAUGAGUUACCACAACGGGCGCAUGUUCUCUACCAGAGACAGAGACCCCGCGCCUUUCAUCACCCGCUGCGCCAUGUCCUAUAGGGGGGGUUGGUGGUAUAAGAACUGCCACCAGGCCAACCUUAAUGGCCUCUACGACACCAAUGUUAAUCACCAGGGUUUGAUCUGGACUGCCUGGAAAGGCAAGGAUUAUUCCGUCCCAUUCACUGAGAUGAAGCUCAGACCAACAUCUUUCACCCCUCCAACUCAGGGGUAAUGACAAAGUGGUGGACAGAAAAUGAGAAGGGGAGAGAGGCACACUUUAUGAACACACACACACAGCCAGGUAACUGCCAAAAUAAAGGAAACACAAACAGAUAGCGUUGGGCCAUCACGAGC